AUGGUUCACUUAGCUCCCAGUAUUUUUUGCUUCAAUUUCUUAUUAGUAUUAAUUUAAAACCGGUAAAAAGUCUUAAUCUAACUACAGUUCAAACUUUUUCAACGUUUUCUUCAAUAGUUUUUCAUUUGUGAAAAACAUGCUAUUCGCCAUACUGUUAGUUUUUGUGCUCCAGUUCUUAAAUUCAAAGGGAGAUUAUGAUUUAUUUAUGGAAGAUGUGGAUAACCCUGCUUACAAUGAAGAGUACUUUACGAAACCUGAUUUUUAUCUUGACAAUAACAAUGGAAUAGUUCUCAACUUUUCAAUUAUAAAACAGCUGCCAGAAGGAACCGAAGGCCGUUUCAUAAUAAAACGAGCAUCCAUGGGUGAGUAUGUUGUGGACACUGGAAUCGAUGUAACAAUGGGAUUAUGUGAUGGCAUCGAAGAACCUAUAUUGAUCGGUCCGAUUCUUAAAGUAUUAGGAUUUACUGUAGACAACUGUCCUCCUGGUGUUGGUGUUUAUCAAUUCGAAGGCUAUAAAUUACCAAAAGAAAAUCUCCCAGAUGAUUUUCCACCCAAUAAUUAUAAAGUCACUCUAGAAAUCUUCUAUGGAGAGCAAAUAAUACUUAUUAUCGAGGUACUGGUUAAGAUUAUCUAAAAUUUGAAUUUACAAUUGAAAAUAACGGAUCGACUUAUUUCUUCCUAGAUUCCAUUUAAUGUUUUCUGAAAAAUUUUGUUAGCAUUUAUCCUAAAUAAAUUGUGCGUUAAUUAAAUAAUUUCCUUAU
This is a messenger RNA of Cotesia glomerata, 761 nucleotides long. RefSeq lists its product as uncharacterized. Lineage: Eukaryota; Metazoa; Arthropoda; Insecta; Hymenoptera; Braconidae. The transcript has 4 exons. The coding region runs from base 137 to 634 and encodes 165 amino acids. The record is from RefSeq and is a predicted model, not a curated record.